AUGAGGGGCGGCGGCGGCGGGAUGAUGGACGACGGCGGGGUUGAGCACGCGCAGAUCCCGAACAGCUUCGGCCACGAGCUCCGCGCAUGCCUCCGCUGCCGCCUCGUCAAGACCUACGACCAGUUCAGGGAGAAUGGCUGCGAGAAUUGCCCCUUCCUGGACAUGGACAAAGAUCGCGACAACGUGGUCAGCUGCACCACCGCCAACUUCACUGGCCCAGUGCUUCCUCUUUCUGAAUUUAUUGCACAAAUUUUGGCUUGCAGAAUAAUAUCGCUGAUGGAUCCCAAUAGGAGUUGGGCUGCUCGUUGGUUGAGAAUUGGGAGGUUCAUUCCAGGGUGCUAUACUCUGGCUGUCUCAGAGGAACUUCCAGAGGAGUAUCAGGGGAUGUGCCAAGACAACAACGUGCAGUAUUUCCCUCCGAAGCGCCCCUGA
Messenger RNA from Triticum turgidum subsp. durum (durum wheat), 432 nucleotides. The record is from the annotation of a GenBank genome assembly. NCBI's taxonomy places the organism in Eukaryota, Viridiplantae, Streptophyta, Magnoliopsida, Poales, Poaceae.